Molecule: messenger RNA, 1310 nt
Organism: Ahaetulla prasina
Lineage: Eukaryota; Metazoa; Chordata; Lepidosauria; Squamata; Colubridae
Product: vomeronasal type-2 receptor 26-like
Exons: 3
Coding region: 33-1295 (420 amino acids)
Biological process (GO): G protein-coupled receptor signaling pathway
Cellular component (GO): membrane
Molecular function (GO): G protein-coupled receptor activity
Source: RefSeq, a predicted model, not a curated record
CUUGCUGUUAAUUUCUUUCAUUUUUUUAAAAAAUGCAGUUUCAUUCUUACUUGCAAAGCAUCGUAUUCAAUAACAAUAUGGGAGACACAAUAACAUUUGAUGAAAACAGAGAACUGAUUACGGGUUUUGAUAUUGCAAACUGGAUUACUUUCCCCAAUAAUUCCUUUUCUCGAGUCAAAGUUGGAACAUUGGAACCUCGGGCUCCACCAGGCAAAGAAUUAGCUCUUAAUGACAAUCAAAUUCUAUGGCACAGAAGCUUUAAUAAGGUGUUUCCUCUUUCUGUGUGCAAUGUGCACUGCUAUCCAGGCUCCUACAGAAAGAAGAAGGAAGGAGAGAAAUUUUGUUGCUAUGAUUGUGUGCCCUGUUCAGAAGGACAGAUCUCUGAUGAAAUAGAUAUGGAUGUCUGCAUGAAAUGUCCAGAAAAUCAGUAUCCCAACAAUAUCAAAAAUCAAUGUAUUCCCAAAGUGUUUAGCUAUCUCUCUUAUAAUGAAACUUUGGGAAUCCUAUUUGUUACGUUGGCUAUUGUUUUCUCUUUGAUUACAGUCCUUGUGUUUGGAAUCUUUUGGAUGCAUCGAGAGACUCCAGUUGUCAAAGCCAACAACUGGAACCUCACUUGUAUUCUCCUCCUUUCCCUUCUCCUCUGCUUCCUCUGCUCCUUCUUCUUCAUGGGAAGACCUGAAAGAUUGACUUGCCUUCUCCGACAAACAACUUUUGGCAUUAUCUUCUCAGUGGCCCUUUCAUCUGUAUUGGCAAAAACCAUGACUGUGAUUCUGGCAUUUAUGGCAACCAAACCAGGCUCUGGACUGAGAAAAUGGGUAGGGAAAGGACUGUCCAAUUCUAUUGUCCUUUUGGGUUCCUUCAUCCAGGUGGGAAUUUGCACUGUUUGGCUGAGUACCUCUCCUCCUUUCCCAGAUACAGACCUGCAUUCCCUGAAGGGAGAAAUCAUAAUGGAAUGCAAUGAAGGCUCAUUGAUCAUGUUUUACUGUGUCCUGGGAUACAUGGGCUUCCUGGCUAUUGUCAGCUUUAACAUUGCUUUCCAAGCCAGGAAGCUUCCCAGCAGUUUCAAUGAGGCCAAGUUCAUCACAUUCAGCAUGUUGGUCUUUUGCAGUGUUUGGCUGACGUUUGUUCCAACCUACCUGAGCACCAAAGGAAAAUACAUGGUAGCUGUGGAGAUCUUCUCUAUCUUAUCUUCCGGUGCUGGUUUACUGGGGUGUAUAUUUUUCCCCAAAUGCUACAUCAUUUUAAUGAGGCCUGAGAUGAACAAGAAGGAACAUUUAAUAAGGAAAGAAAAGUAAAAAGUUCUCAGUCCA